Molecule: messenger RNA, 108 nt
Organism: Blastomyces gilchristii SLH14081
Lineage: Eukaryota; Fungi; Ascomycota; Eurotiomycetes; Onygenales; Ajellomycetaceae
Exons: 1
Coding region: 1-108 (35 amino acids)
Source: RefSeq, a predicted model, not a curated record
AUGAAACACGGUGGAGAGAUCGUAAUACGGCUAGGGGAGGUAAGAUUCAGGGAGUCGACGGAGCUGGACAGGAGGGAGAGGGUGGCGCGCAGGAGGAGGAUAUGUUAG